AUGUAUAAUUAAAACUUGAUAACUAAUCAUCACGUGAAACUUUAAUUUAUUAACGAAUAAUAUGAUCUUAAUUGUCCAAGGCUUUCUUUUUGCCCUUCUUGUCGUAUAGUUAGUAACUUAAAAGACAUUGCCAAGGGCAAGCUACUAAGAAUUUCAUCUAAAAUUUAUUAGGAUUUGACAAAAUUAUUUUAAUUAGAAAAAUUUGUUAAGAUUUUGGGUCCUAAAAUUAUGUUAUAUCUUAUGAAAAUUUAAACAUUGGAUAAGGAGGAAAAUAAAUUGAAAGUCAAUUUCAACAUGUUUAUGAAUGUAUUGAGAAUUCUUAAAGAAAAUUCGAUAUAAAAAUUAAUGAAUACUAAAAAUUAUAGAACCCCAAAAUUUGUGAGCAAAUUGAUUGAAAUAUUAGAUGUAUAUCAACGAUAAAAUUAAUAAAAUAGAAUUAAUCUUAUUCAGAAAUAAUUAGUUUCGAUGGAAAAGGCGAUGGUAUUAUAAUCCAUCAAUAAGAACUCUUUGAAAAUUAGAUUCUCUUAAACUAUUUUAAGCAUAAUCAUAUUGAUUCAUUUACUCGAUAAAUGAAUAACUACGGUUUUAAACGAGUCAAGAAUCAAUAAGGGAAGUACGAAUUUAAAAAUCCAUUCUUCUAGAAAAAUAAUAAGUAUUCCUUUUUUUUAUUAUUCCUCUUAGAAAUACGAUUCAUUUGGUGAUGAAAAAGAAGCAAGAAAAAAUACAAAUAAUAUCAUAAUUCUUAGCACUAAAAUCAGAGUUGAACUAAUUCUCAUAAGAAUUAGACUAAUUUAAUUUUUUCGCCUCUUCUGUAUUACAUUAAAUUAUUCAAGUAUUAAUAAAGCUAAUCUAUUUUAACAGAAUCUUAAAAUAAAGUUAAAUUAGAGAUGAUAUCCAUCUCACAAAAGAACCUUGAGAUGGAAUAGAUGUUAAGCUAUUUAAUUUACGAAAAAAAGAAUGGUUUUAAAUUGGAUUGA
Messenger RNA from Paramecium octaurelia, 977 nucleotides. Lineage: Eukaryota; Ciliophora; Oligohymenophorea; Peniculida; Parameciidae. The record is from the annotation of a GenBank genome assembly.